CGUCGCCACUCACGUCAAGCACGCGAAGGCGACGCAGCGUGUUUUGUUCGAGCUUUACGCACGUGUGCUUUCUUGCGGUAGCAUGGAAGUCGGCUCGAGAUUUGACAGCUUCUCGGAAUUUGAACGGGCAUUUCGCGAGUUUCAGGUACGAAACAAUGCUCUCUUCGUCACCAAAGCUUCCAAAAAGAUCGAAGUAGUAAACGCGCGCCUGUCUAGCGGUCUGAAACGACUGGACCCCAAGCUUAAGUUCGCGAAUGCCACGUACGUGUGCAAGCAUGGAGGGGAGCUACGGUGCACGGGGACAGGCAUACGACCUCGGCAAAGGCAAGUAUCGUAGUGAAGCACGCCAGUUAUCGAAGUGCCGUUGCGUGCAUGUCGCUUAAACACGUGUUUCGUACGCAGGACGAUGAAGCAGAACUGCCCUGCGACAGUCGUCAUUGCCGCACGUCGCGAGGCCCAGCAGCUCGAAGUGAUAAAAGUCGACUGCAAUCACUGCCAUGAACUAAGCAACGAGCUCUUUCAGUCGUACCCAGAGAACCGCCGUCUAACAGACGAAGAAAAGAACUACGCGCUGCCGCUCAUGGAGCUCAAUGUGUUGCCAAGCGUGAUUGCGGGGAAGCUGAGUGAGAAGACAGUGCUUUUGACUGGUAUUGCCGGCCAGGAUGCUACAAGACGGGUGCUUGAAAAAGGCUGCCGUUUAGAUGAAAGCGAGGUUGAAGUUCGCCCUGAGCUGUUGCCCAGUGCCCUCCUUGACUGCAACGUGUGCCUGCCUAAGAUCAAAAAGUUUUUCACUCCGGAUGCAUGGCUUUCACUAAUGUCAUCAAGUAAGUACUGCAUUCUUUUUUUUUCCUAUACUUCAGUUCUCAAUGGUAUUUGCAUAUUUUCAGUUGCAACAAAGAAGCAGGAAGAGCUAUGGCUCUGUGGCCAGUGCAAGAGAAAAGACGAUGGAGAAAUCAAAAUGAUUUCUUGCGACCGUUGCCUGGAAUGGUUUCACUGGCCUUGCGUCCAAGUCAAGAAGCAGGACAUAGGAAGACUCUGGUUUUGCCCAGGCUGCUCACUGUCAGUGUAAAGACAGCAUUUCAUUUAAAUAAAGGAGUGUUUGACCUGUCA
Dermacentor andersoni is the source of this 1110-nucleotide messenger RNA. The record is from RefSeq and is a predicted model, not a curated record. NCBI's taxonomy places the organism in Eukaryota, Metazoa, Arthropoda, Arachnida, Ixodida, Ixodidae.